AAAAAAUCACAUAUUUGGUAUCUAGGGUUAUUUUUGUCAUGGAUACCAAAAACGAUAUAAAAUAAAGAUCAUGUAUCAUUUAUGUGCGAAAGUGAAAGGUUAUGUACUUCACUCCUAUAAAUAUAACCCUCCCUUUUAUGACUUCCUUUCUAAGGAAAUAGUUUAAACAUCAUUUCAAUUUUUAUGGUUUACAAAUAAUUGUUUUUACUAACUUAUUUUGGACUUUUCCAAUCAAUGAAAAACGAAUUAUAUUCUCCAACCUCUUCUUGAUGAGCUAAAUAGUAUUUAUUAAAUUGUUUAAUUGAGAAAGAGUAUAAUACUGCAUUAUUCCGAGUCAAAUGUCCAACAAUUAAAAAAGAGCAAACUCAACGGAUCUAGAUCUUAAAUUAUGUAAGAGUUGUAAUGUUCUUGAUCAGCUUUAAAGUCUAAUAUAUUGUAUUUUGGCAUGAAAAAAAUUAAUUGAUCUUCACCCUUUUCAAAUCAAUAGAAAAGAAAAAAUAGCUGAAAAAGGAAGCCAUGGGAAAACUUAACACUCUAAUCCUAGUGAUAUUUUUGUCAUCAUUGUGGCUUCCGCCGCCGCAGACGGAAUCAAUGCAUACCGGCGAAAAGAGGAAGGUCACGCGCCUCCGCUUCUACCUCCACGACUUCAUCGGCGGGGACAGCCCCACCGUGUGGGCGGUGGCGCGUUGCAACCUAACCGACGUCCUCCCGUCCAAGUUCGGCAAGUUUCUCGUGCUCGACAACCUCGUGACCUCGGGCCCCGGCCUCGACUCCCCCGAGGUCGGGCGCCUACAGGGGACCGUGGGCCAGGCCGACCUUCACGAGAGGGCCCUCGUGAUGGUCUUGAACCUCGUAUUCACCAAGGGGGAGUACGAGGGGAGCACGCUCAGCAUUCUGGGGCGGAACCCCCUGACCCAUGAGGUCAGGGAGAUCUCGAUCGUGGGUGGCACUGCCGCGUUUAGGAUGGCUACCGGUUAUAUUCUCACGAGGACUUAUUUCAUGGACCCCGCUGGUGUUUGUAAUGUGUACGAGUACGAUGCGGUUGUGUAUCAUACGGAUCGUAAUGUUUUGUUAUCGCAUUAGUUUUUUUUUUUUUUGGUUAACAAUGUUGAGAACACUGUUGAUUUACGGGAAUUCAGGUUUGUAAAUUCAAUAUUGUUGUACUCUUCAGCGUGACACAUCGUGUUUCAAAAUGAAAUAUAACUUAGGAA
Messenger RNA from Salvia hispanica, 1211 nucleotides. NCBI's taxonomy places the organism in Eukaryota, Viridiplantae, Streptophyta, Magnoliopsida, Lamiales, Lamiaceae. The record is from RefSeq and is a predicted model, not a curated record.